Gongylonema pulchrum is the source of this 348-nucleotide messenger RNA. The record is from the annotation of a GenBank genome assembly. NCBI's taxonomy places the organism in Eukaryota, Metazoa, Nematoda, Chromadorea, Rhabditida, Gongylonematidae.
GUUUUCUUUGAAUCGGUAGAAAAUUCAAUUCGACAGGGUGUGAAGCCGGAAGAAAUCGCGUUUCAUCAGCAGUACAGUCGUGCGGAGCUGAAAAGGGUGAUCUCGCUUUAUCCGGGAAAAGAAGUGAAGAAAGGUUUGGAACAACUGUACAAAAAAAUUGAAAAACAUCUUAUUGAUGAUUCACCAUUGCUGCAGGUGGUUUGGAGGAAUAUGCAGGAUGAAUUUUUGAAACAGUUAAAACAUUACAACGAAGUGAUGGGUCAGUGUUAUCCAAACUCGCGUAUUGAUCUUGAAGUUUCGAUUCAGGAUGUGCUAAAUUAUUUCUCACAGUUUGCCAUGCAGCACUAA